AUGUCCACCACCACAACGACGACGACGACGACGAAUGCCCAGCCGAUCACGGCUGAGGCCAUGCUUCGCCUCUUCCCCGACAUCGACACGAGAUCGGAAGCUCUCACGGGCCACGAUGCCGAACAGAUUAGGUUGAUGGAUGAAGUCUGCAUCGUUCUUGACGAGAAUGAUAUUCCAAUCGGCACCGCGAGCAAGAAGAUUUGCCAUCUCAUGACCAACAUCGACAAGGGCCUCCUACACCGCGCAUUCUCCGUAUUCCUCUUCGAUGACCAGAACCGCCUCCUCCUGCAGCAGCGAGCUGAGGAAAAGAUUACCUUCCCCGACAUGUGGACCAACACCUGCUGCUCCCACCCGCUCAACAUCCCCGGCGAAACGGGCUCAAACCUCCCCGAUUCCAUCGAGGGCGCCAAGCGCGCGGCCCAGAGGAAGCUCGAGCACGAGCUCGGCAUCAACCCCGAGCAAGUUCCGAUCGAAAAGUUCCACUUCCUCACUCGCAUCCAUUACAAGGCUCCCAGCGACGGAAAGUGGGGUGAACACGAGAUUGACUACAUCCUGUUUAUCAAGGCCAAUGUCGACCUCAACAUCAACCCGAACGAGGUCAAGGACACCAAAUACGUCGCCGCCGACGAGCUCAAGGAACUCUUCAAGGACCCCUCGCUCAAGUUCACUCCCUGGUUCAAACUUAUCUGCGACACGAUGCUGUACGAGUGGUGGAGCAACUUGGACGGCGACCUCGCACAGUUCACCAACAACGAUAUAGUGAGGAUGUGA
Molecule: messenger RNA, 771 nt
Organism: Parascedosporium putredinis
Lineage: Eukaryota; Fungi; Ascomycota; Sordariomycetes; Microascales; Microascaceae
Source: the annotation of a GenBank genome assembly